UAAAACAACACAAACAUACUGAAAACAUGUCACAUAAGUAUAAAAUACACAUAUAUGCCAUAUAAUGUCUACUUUCUACACUUCUGUGUCGGUUUAUCUCCACGCUCUGCGUCUCAGGGACGGGGAGAAACAGGCUUUAGCUCAACUUUAGCUAAAGUUUAGCAUCACAAGCGACUUUUCCGGGUUACAGCAGUUUGUUUAUAAACGGUCUCGUGCGAGUCGUGCCAACACUUUAAAUACAUAUAGCUGCACGAGCACGCGCACAGGUUAUCACGCACGCGUGGCAGGAGGUGCGGCAGGAGGCGGAGUUCGCGCUGCGGGACAGAGAGAGUGUUUCCCCGCAGAUCUUCCUCUCUGCUCUCCCUCCAGAACUCUUUAAACUGCUCUAAACCUCCGUAAUACAGCGAUCAUGUACCGGUGCUUCGGCUCUCUGCUCCCCCGGGCCUGUCUCUCCGGCCCGCGGGCCUCUCUCUGCGGCACGCGGGCCUACAGCCAGGCCGCGGACAGCAGCGAUGAUCCGAACUUCUUCUCCAUGGUGGAGGGCUUCUUCGAUCGCGGGGCCGCCAUCGUGGAGGACCGGCUCGUGGAGGGCUUGAAGACGCGCGAGACACAGGAGCAGAAGAGGAAGCGCGUGCGCGGGAUCCUUAGGGUCAUCAAACCGUGCAACCACGUGCUCAGCGUCAACUUCCCCAUCAAGAAGGACUGCGGGGAGUGGGAGGUGAUCGAGGCGUACCGAGCCCAACACAGCCAGCACCGGACCCCCUGCAAAGGAGG
Molecule: messenger RNA, 774 nt
Organism: Gymnodraco acuticeps
Lineage: Eukaryota; Metazoa; Chordata; Actinopteri; Perciformes; Bathydraconidae
Product: glutamate dehydrogenase, mitochondrial-like
Biological process (GO): L-glutamate catabolic process
Cellular component (GO): mitochondrion
Molecular function (GO): L-glutamate dehydrogenase (NAD+) activity
Source: RefSeq, a predicted model, not a curated record